AUGUAUGAGUGGGAUGUCUCAAUCGAGCAUCUAGUGAAAGCCAACUUUGAUGCACUUGCUGCUACUUGCUUGAGAGGAAUGGUUAGCUUUGCAAAGUCCAAUGGAGUAAAACCAGAUUGGAUUUUGUCAUCAGAUUGGUUAGUAAUGUUAGCUCACUGGAGGACACCAGAAGCCAAAGAAAAAAGCCAAAAAGCUCAUUCUUCUCGGCUGUUUAGUCGUGAUGGUUUAGGUCCCCACGGACACAGAUCAGGUUCAUGUUCAUAUGCCAAGGUUCAAGAUGCUCUGGAAGCAAAUAAUGAAGACUCUUCCUUCAUUGCUGUGAUGAAAAAAACACACCAAAAAUCUGAUGGAACAUAUGUUGAUGAAAGAGCAAGAGUAAUUGCAGAACAAUAUGAUGAACAUGUGCAAGAACGCUUAGCACAGAUGGAGUCUGCCAAUGGUGAGGUUUUGACUGGUGCCCUUACUCUAGAGGAAAGAAAUGAAAUUUACAUUAAGGUUGCUGGAAUAUCAAAGCAAGGUCGUGUAUUUGGAAUUGGAUCACUUCAAAGUGGAGUUUCUAUGUCUUUUAAUGGUUCGUCUGUUUUGCCACAAACUACUGAAGAAGUGGGAACCUUAACUCGCCGAAUCGAGGAGCUUGAAACUGAUCUGCAAAAAAGCCAUGAUGAGAAUGCUCUUUUCCAGAAACGCCUUGAAACUGUGGAGAAACUUGUGGAGACUCUUUUUGGCCAGGAUAUCUUAACCACAACAACUCCAUCUUCGUCUACUCCAGCAUAA
Molecule: messenger RNA, 774 nt
Organism: Eutrema salsugineum
Lineage: Eukaryota; Viridiplantae; Streptophyta; Magnoliopsida; Brassicales; Brassicaceae
Exons: 3
Coding region: 1-774 (257 amino acids)
Source: RefSeq, a predicted model, not a curated record